Molecule: messenger RNA, 780 nt
Organism: Caenorhabditis briggsae
Lineage: Eukaryota; Metazoa; Nematoda; Chromadorea; Rhabditida; Rhabditidae
Gene: Cbr-srt-69
Product: Protein CBR-SRT-69
Exons: 3
Coding region: 1-780 (259 amino acids)
Source: RefSeq, a predicted model, not a curated record
AUGACAUACAAGCUUAUGAACAUCAUCAAUUUCCUACAACUUUCACAAGGGAUGAUCCAUUUCAUCACAUCGCCUGCUCUUAUUUUUUCAGGACUUCUGAUAAAGUUCGAUGUGAUUCUGAGAAUUCUUGGAUGCAUUAUGAACUCCUGCUGGAUUGCAGAUCUUCCCGUUAUGGCUCUUUUAGCCGUAUACCGUAUAUUUAUUUUUCGCAAUAUUAUUGGCUCAAAAGCUUGUCAUACUUCUAUGAAAAUUAUAUUAUCUCUAAUAUUUUCCUGGAUUUUGUUCAUCAUACUAGCCGGUUGCAUAACACAAAAUAUCAAAUUAAGUCCACCGAUGUGGGGUUAUGAUAUGGAAGUUCCGUAUGCCGCCCUUUUCGAUACUCUAGAAAUAUAUCUCAGUUUUUCCUGUCUAUCAAUCUCGUAUAUAGCUUAUCUUAUAAUUAUUUUUUUGAUUUUUGAGAAACGAAACAUCCAUAGCUCGGUAAAAUCUAGAAAACAUGAAAUUUCAAUUUUGCUUCAAUUCACUUUUGUGACAGCCUAUGUAUCAUUUCUGGUGGUUAUUUGGCAUCCAGCUCUUUUUUCUGUUCUUUCAUUCAUUGACAGGACAAAUAGAAUUAAUCAAUCAAUUGUAACUGGUCUCUGGAUACUUCAUUGUUACGUAAAUCCUGUUUUGAUGUUGGUCUUCAAUCGAUCAAUUAGAGAAGACGUUCUGAACUUUAAUUUUCGUUGUACCAACAAAGUGCAGCCUGUUGUUAAUGUAUCAGCUAGUGUCCUCUACUAG